UUGAGAUGUCAAAUUAACCACGUGCCUUGAUAACAAAACGGUGCAAUGCGCAUUCGCCACGAUUUAAUUUUCUAGAGGAGGGUUCGUAACGCAAGACGAGAAGAGCCACCUUUUGCGGCUGAUCGGCCAUAUUUAACCUCGAACCGAAUUCACUCUCCCAACAAUGUUUUCGACGUUUUUCUCCAAAGCCUCUUGCCAGGCUUCAGACAAUGUAGAGGCAACACAAUCACAACUUGAGGUGCCCCAAAGAGGCCUAGUCCAGUCUCUGGUAGCUGGAAGACAGAUCGCCGCGGCUGCCGUGGUCCCGGGAGACAGCUGUGAAUUCGGUUCCCCACACUACUUUGCUUUGUGUGGUCUUGGAGGUAUCCUGUCAUGCGGUAUUACACAUACGGCUGUGGUGCCCCUCGACCUGGUCAAAUGCCGCAUCCAAGUGGACCCGGCCAAAUACAAGGGCGUGUUCAACGGUUUCAAGGUCACGCUGGCCGAGGACGGAGCCAGAGGACUCGCGAAAGGUUGGGCACCCACUUUCUUCGGCUACUCGGCCCAGGGGCUGUGCAAGUUCGGGCUGUACGAGGUGUUCAAGGUGCAGUACGGGAACUUGAUCGGCGAGGAGAACAGCUAUUUGUACAGAACUUGGUUGUACUUGGGAGCUUCAGCUUCAGCUGAAUUCUUUGCCGACAUCGCUCUAUCGCCUAUGGAGGCAGCUAAAGUCAAGAUCCAAACCACCCCUGGAUUUGCAAACACCCUUAGAGAAGCCAUGCCUAAGAUAUAUGCAGAAGAAGGACUCAACGGUUUCUACAAAUCUCUUGUUCCAUUGUGGAUGAGGCAGAUCCCUUACACCAUGAUGAAGUUCGCCUGUUUUGAACGUACUGUCGAACUACUCUACAAAUAUGUCGUGCCCAAACCUAGAGCAGACUGCACCAAAGGCGAACAACUCGUGGUCACAUUCGCAGCCGGUUACAUUGCAGGUGUAUUCUGCGCCAUCGUUUCCCACCCUGCCGAUACGGUGGUCAGUAAAUUGAAUCAAGAAAAGGGAGUGACCGCUUUGGAAGCGGCCAAGAAAUUGGGAAUGGCCGGCCUGUGGAAGGGACUCACCCCUAGGAUCGUCAUGAUCGGUACCCUCACUGCUUUGCAGUGGUUCAUCUAUGAUGCAUUCAAGGUUGCCAUGCGUAUGCCGCGUCCUCCACCACCAGAAAUGCCGGAAUCAUUGAAAAGGAAGCUCGAAGGCAAAAAAGACUAAUAAAUUAAUUUAAAUUAUUUGAAAAUUCAGUCAUUACAACAAAUACAUUUUCCACUAAAGAAACAAUGCUGCAGUAUUUCUGAUUAGUAUGGGCAUGAAAAAAAUAGUGUCUUUCGUAAUUCAUGUGAAACUGUUUUAAUUAUUUAAGUUGUGUACCAUCCCUGUAUUUUAGAUUGUAUAUAGAAGGUUAUUAAUAUACUUCGAUUGUUUCCGAUUGGUGUUUUUAUCAUUACAAUGCCCGUGUGGGUGCAAGAAUUAAUUCAGAAUGAAUUAUCAAAUCGGU
Molecule: messenger RNA, 1523 nt
Organism: Phaedon cochleariae (mustard beetle)
Lineage: Eukaryota; Metazoa; Arthropoda; Insecta; Coleoptera; Chrysomelidae
Source: the annotation of a GenBank genome assembly